CGUCAGCAGGACUGCUGCGGGUGAGUCUGCCUGUCAGAGAGAGGGAGGGAGCGCUCCGAUCAGCAGCAGCAGCAGGGACAGACAGGACGGACGCAGUGACUGGACCUCACCGACCGACCCGCACUUUCACCGUAUUGUUUCUGACUGCCACAACAAGAAGAUGCCACUGGGUGAGGACGGACACGCCUGGAAAAAGAAGACCUCGGAUGUCAAGGAGAAAUAUGAUUUUAAAGACAUUCUGGGAACGGGAGCUUUCUCUGAAGUGUUCCUGGCCGAGGAGAAGAAGACACAGAGAUUGGUGGCUAUCAAGUGCAUCCCUAAGAAAGCAUUAGAAGGCAAGGAAAACAGUAUUGAGAAUGAAAUCGCAGUCCUGCACAAGAUUAAACACCCAAACAUCGUAUCUCUGGAGGAGAUAUUCGAGAGUAAAUCACACCUCUACCUUGUCAUGCAACUGGUGUCCGGCGGGGAACUGUUUGAUCGUAUCAUAGAGAAGGGGUUCUACACAGAGAAAGAUGCCAGUAAACUCAUUCAACAGAUUCUGGAUGCUGUCAAAUACCUCCAUGAUAUGGGCAUUGUGCACCGUGACCUCAAGCCAGAGAACCUGCUGUACUACAGCAUGGAAGAAGACUCAAAAAUCAUGAUCAGUGACUUUGGUUUGUCAAAGAUUGAGGGCUCUGGCAGCGUGAUGUCGACAGCCUGUGGAACGCCUGGAUAUGUAGCUCCUGAAGUUUUAGCACAGAAACCGUACAGUAAAGCUGUGGACUGCUGGUCUAUUGGGGUCAUAGCAUAUAUUCUGCUGUGUGGAUACCCUCCCUUCUACGAUGAAAAUGAUGCCAAACUGUUUGAACAGAUCCUGAAAGCAGAAUAUGAGUUUGAUUCUCCUUACUGGGAUGAUAUCUCUGAUUCAGCUAAAGACUUUAUUGUGCAUCUUAUGGAAAAAGAUUCGAACAUACGUUUCACCUGCGAGCAGGCUCUGCAGCACCCCUGGAUUGCUGGGGAUACCGCCCUGGACAAGAAUAUUCACGAGUCUGUCAGUGCUCAGAUCAAGAAAAACUUUGCAAAAAGCAAAUGGAAGCAAGCAUUCAAUGCCACAGCAGUGAUCCGUCACAUGAGGCGCCUCCAGCUGAGCACCGGCAGUGAAGGCCCCAGCCCCACCAUGCCCGAUGCAUGCCAGGCUCAUCUGCUAACGCAGGAGGAAGAGGCACUCUGUGAAGGUGGAUGCUCCCAGAACACGGACGGAGGUGCUGACGCUCUGUCAAACUGCACCUACCGCUGCCACCCAGCCAACAGUGUGUGAUAGUUAACCCACUUCAUUUACCUGUCAAUCCCAAGUCAACUUUCCAAUUUUAACCCCCCCCCCCCCUUCUCCCUCCCCUCGGUGGAACCUGAGGCACCGUCUCCCCCUGCUUGUCUGGCUGGGAAAGCGGCGCCAUUCCAACCUGUUGUCUGCAGGGGGAGCAAGACGGUUGAGUCUGAGAGGGAAGACAUUUGAGGUGUUGAAAAGGUGGAGGGGGGAGACUUGCUGUCAUGCUUAUGCACCAUGGCAGAUCAUUUUAGGGGAUGAGUUGAAAUAGAUCAAAAGGAAGAAGGGAAGACACCCCCCUUCCUCCUUCAGGUUGGGGGGGAUUAUUUUUUUGUGUGCAAAAAGCAAGACAGCGUUUGCUGGACGUUUUAUUUUAAUAAAAUGUUUUCAAUUUGUCUUUUUA
Molecule: messenger RNA, 1706 nt
Organism: Cyprinodon variegatus (sheepshead minnow)
Lineage: Eukaryota; Metazoa; Chordata; Actinopteri; Cyprinodontiformes; Cyprinodontidae
Gene: camk1b
Product: calcium/calmodulin-dependent protein kinase type 1-like
Exons: 12
Coding region: 161-1297 (378 amino acids)
Biological process (GO): peptidyl-serine phosphorylation
Cellular component (GO): intracellular anatomical structure
Molecular function (GO): calcium/calmodulin-dependent protein kinase activity; ATP binding; calmodulin binding
Source: RefSeq, a predicted model, not a curated record